Triticum turgidum subsp. durum (durum wheat) is the source of this 1581-nucleotide messenger RNA. The record is from the annotation of a GenBank genome assembly. NCBI's taxonomy places the organism in Eukaryota, Viridiplantae, Streptophyta, Magnoliopsida, Poales, Poaceae.
AUGACGGAGGUGGCGCUGUUCCGGGGCCCGACCAACCUCGCUUCGCCCGCAAGCCGCGGCUCCUCCUCCUCCUCCUCCACCUCCCUGCGCUAUUUAGCCGACAGCGACGUGCUCCAGAGAGGCACCACCAGCAGCGACCAGAGCCCUGCAGGAUCCGCGGAGCGACAGGCCGGAGGGUUGCAGGAGGAGGAAGAGGAGGAGGAGCGCUGGUCCUUCUUGGCGCUGCUUCUCGAGCUGCUGCGGAAGUCGCUGCUCCGGUGCAGAGCCGAGGACGGCGGCCAAGGCCAGGGCGGGAUGGAGAUAGGGCUGCCCACGGAUGUGCAGCACGUGGCGCACGUCACCUUCGACAGGUUCCAUGGAUUCCUCGGGCUCCCCGUCGAGUUCGAGCCCGAGGUGCCCCGCCGCGCGCCCACUGUUAGAUGCUACUGUUUGCCUAUUUUGGUAGUGGUUUUAAUCGGGAUAAAGAGAUGCUCAGCUGUAUCGCCUCUUGCUUUGUUUGGUAGGAGUGCUUAUGCUUGCUAUACAAAUAUUAAACUACUAAGUGCUAGUGUCUUCGGCGUUUCAACACAAUCGAUGCAGUGUUCAUAUGAUACCAGAGGAAACAGUGUUCCGACGAUUCUCUUGAUGAUGCAAAGACGUCUGUAUGAACAAGGAGGUCUUCGGGCAGAGGGUAUUUUUCGUAUAAAUGCGGAGAAUAGCCAGGAAGAGUUUGUGAGAGAUCACUUAAAUAGUGGAACUGUGCCGGAUGGCAUUGAUGUUCACUGUUUGGCGGGUCUAAUCAAAGCCUGGUUUAGGGAACUGCCGAGUGGGGUGCUGGAUUCUAUCCCACCUGAACAGGUGAUGCAAUGCCAAUCUGAAGAGGACUGUGCUCGGGUUGCCAAAUGCCUUCCACCAACUGAAGCAGCCUUACUUGACUGGGCUGUUAAUUUGAUGGCUGAUGUUGUCCAAGAAGAACAGAUAAACAAGAUGAGCGAUCGCAAUGUUGCUAUGGUUUUCGCUCCAAAUAUGACCCAGAUGGCAGACCCUUUGACUGCACUGAUGUAUGCGGUGCAAGUGAUGAAUUUCCUCAAGAUGCUAAUACAGAAGACCCUCAAGGAUAGAGAAGAGUCCAACCUGGAAGAUGCCCCUUUGCCACAGAAGGACCCAUCUGAUGAAAAUGGCCAUCAGAACCCCAGUCUUCCCAUUAAUCCUCAACCUGAAGAAACAUCUGGGCGCCCCUCUUUUGUCAGCGAGGAGCCUCUCGUGUACAGUCCUACACACAGUGCUGAAGACAAGCCUCCUGUGGAAGGCGAUUCGGUAGCUUCCGUUGUCCAUACAAGUGAUGUCCGUUCGAGCGUGGAGGGGUCCGCUAGUUGCUCGCAGCCUGCUCUUGUCGCUUCGUCUGCCAUUGCUGAUGCUUCCUGUGCUACAGCUGCCAACUUACUUCCGAGCAGAGGGAGCCGAGGCCUGAAUAGCAGGAGGACUAGAAAGGGCAAGCGGCAGUGCGGAACGCCCGCCACCCCUCCAGCUGAAAAAUCGAGAGGCACGAGCAUUGUGAGCCGGAUAAACUCCAAGGUCGAACGGAUCGAAGCGUGGAGGUAG